UGCACUUGUGCAGGUUUUAUUCUGGGUCAUAGAUGCCCACACAGAGUCUAUUCUUGAAGAUCAUGGAGUACCACCGUCAGUGGAUUUUUCUCAUAAAUAGCUGUUGUCUAUUUUACAGUUGUGGGAAUGGCUGCAAAGAGGCGAUUCCUCAAUUAUAUUUCAUCUGCAUUGAUGGUAAUUUCACAAAUCUACCGUUAAAUUUACCGGAAAGUACACAGAAAUUAGACCUCAGUUUCAAUCCACUGAAAUAUAUAAAUUCUAAUUACUUCUCAUACCUCUUCAACCUCCAGUAUCUUGAUCUUACCAGGUGCAGUAUCACAGUUAUUGAAGACUUGGCUUUCUCAGGUCUUGACAACUUGCAUUCUCUGAUUCUCACUGGUAACCCACUGAAAUAUUGUGCUCAUCUAUCCUUCUUUGGACUUAGGUCUUUACAUAGACUUGUUGUAGUGGAAACAUCUCUUAUUUCUAUUUUGGAUCUUCCAAUAGCACAUCUGACAUCUCUCCGAGAAUUAAAUGCUGGUAGCAAUCUGAUUAGCACACUGCAUUUCCCAGAACAUCUGCUCUUUCUCCAUGUUCUUGACCUCCAUGAUAACCAUAUUACUGAAAUUCACUUUAGAGACAUUGUUAACCUAAGGGGUGCAAACACAUUUAACCUCUCUCUUAUAGUGUCUCGUAAUCCGAUUACAUUAAUUUCCCCUGGAGCGUUCAGCUUUGUUACCUUGCGGUUAUUGCAAAUACAAGGCUGUUUUCCUAAUGCAGAGGCUCUAACCAAAGGCUUAAAAGCAAUGUCUGGUCUUCAAGUUACAAACUUAGAAAUUGGACACUAUAGGAAUUCUGCAUUUAAAAUCAUCUUCCAGAAUGAGCUUCUGAAGGGGCUCUGUGAGAUGAAACUCAAUGAACUAACAAUUAAUGGCAUGUACUUCCAAACAACAAAUACAUUGCUUGACUGCUUACAGAAUAUUACAUCUCUACGUUUGGUAAACUCCGAUCUAAAGAUAUUUACCACUCAAUCUGUGCUUUCUCCUAAACUUCAAUAUUUUGAACUCAAAAAGUGUAUGCUCUCCAACUUUUCUUUGGAAAUUGUUUCAAUGUUCCCAUCCCUCCGGGAGAUCAGAAUAACAGAUAAUCCAAAACUCUCUACGUUUACAGAACAUUUAAAUGAUUUAAAUAUGCUUGAAUUAUUGGAUUUGAGUAGAAAUCAAUUGAUGAUAAAGUCUUGCUGCAAUCAGAUAAUCUCUGGCAUACAGGUCCUAUACCAUCUCAACCUAAGUUACAAUGUGCGUAUUGGCUUUAGAAGUGAAUUUCUAAUUAUGCCUCAGCUGUUGUCCUUAGAUUUAAGUCACUCAGAGCUAGAAAAUGUGGGAAAAUUUCCAAUUUUCAUGCUUUUGGGCAAGCUAACUGUCCUUGAUCUUUCAUACACGUAUUGUGAGUUCCUUAUACAUUGUUCAUUUUGUGGGAUGUAUAAUUUGAAAUGGCUCAGUGUGUCGCACACUACCUUUGUUGAUGGCAUACUGGGUACUAUAUUCCGAAAUAUGACUCAACUCCGUUUUCUGGACCUAUCUGCUUGUAACCUGGAGAACAUUCCUAUAGAUACAUUCAAAGGACUUGGAUUAUUGCAGGAGUUAGACCUGAGUAAGAACAGGUUGCUGGAGCUCAAAUCAGCAGUGCUCAACUCACUUCCAGCACUUAUUAAUUUAGACCUCAGUGCUAACCACAUCACAGGAAUGGCUGACGACAUAGCCAGGGUAUUAUCUGUAAGGAUGACAAAAGUGGAUAUCUCUCAGAAUCCAUUCGACUGUUCUUGCAGUCAAGCUAAUUUUUUGCUGUGGGUUCAGGAGCAAAAGAACAGGAUCCUGCUUCACACGAACUAUAUGCUUUGCAAGAGUCCAGAAAACUGGAAAGGUUUGGGGUUGAGCAGUGUGACUUAUGAUUGUAGUAUGGGCCUGUUUGUGGUUGUAGGUGCACUGGCCAUUAUACUUUGUAGCUCAUUGGCAAUUUUAGUAUAUUGCUGUUACUACCACAAAUAUUUGUACCUUAUGUGCCACUGGUGUUAUCAACACCUACAUUCAGAACAGAUGCAAGGAGAAGAGUAUGAUGCCUUUGUUAUAUUUUCAACUGCAGAUGAAGAAUGGGUAAGAGGAGACCUGGUUCCCAAGCUAGAAGAGGGUGUGCCACAAUUUCGUCUUUGCCUACACUACCGAGAUUUCAUACCUGGUAUCCCUAUUACCUCCAACAUAGUCAAUGUACUCCUGAGAAGUCGCAAUUCUCUGGUCAUAAUUUCUAAAAGCUUUAUGCGGAGUCAGUGGUGCAGUUUUGAGUUUGAACUAGCGAAGUCCAGGCAGUUCAUAGACAGUAAAGCAGCCAUAAUUAUCAUUCAGUUGGAGGCAGUAACAGAUGCCCAGCUAAAGCAGAUGCUUGGGCUCCACAAAUACUUACGUAAGAACACUUACUUAAAGUGGGGGGAUGGACCUAUAGAGAGGAGAAUAUUUUGGGUACGUCUACGGGAAGCUUUAAAGCAGGGAUAUAAUCAAUUGAAUCGUACUCCACAGUUAGAAGUCAGUAAAGGACCAGAUGCAUGAAACAAAUUAUACCUCAAUAAGUGCAGUUCACAA
Molecule: messenger RNA, 2612 nt
Organism: Spea bombifrons (plains spadefoot toad)
Lineage: Eukaryota; Metazoa; Chordata; Amphibia; Anura; Pelobatidae
Gene: TLR4
Product: toll like receptor 4
Exons: 3
Coding region: 33-2579 (848 amino acids)
Biological process (GO): toll-like receptor signaling pathway; defense response to Gram-negative bacterium; immune response
Cellular component (GO): membrane
Molecular function (GO): lipopolysaccharide immune receptor activity; lipopolysaccharide binding; transmembrane signaling receptor activity
Source: RefSeq, a predicted model, not a curated record